Molecule: messenger RNA, 1842 nt
Organism: Lodderomyces elongisporus
Lineage: Eukaryota; Fungi; Ascomycota; Pichiomycetes; Serinales; Debaryomycetaceae
Exons: 1
Coding region: 1-1842 (613 amino acids)
Source: RefSeq, a predicted model, not a curated record
AUGAGUUACAAGUCAAAUAGUAAAAAGUAUAGCAAUAAAGGUUUGCGCUCGCCAAAACCCAGUCGUGGUCACAGCAAACAGCAGAGUACUCCAAGUAAAAAGCAUUACAGGAAGUAUUAUCAUCAACAACCAUCGAAUAGAUACGUAUAUGUUGAAGAGCCAGAUAGCGAGGCUGAAGAAAGCGAAGACGUAGAUAGUCAAGUUGAUGACGAAGAGGAAGACGAGAAGAAUGUUGCCGAGGAGCACUACGAAGGUGAUAGUGAAGACUAUGACAAUAUCUGUGAAGACUGUGCUGAUGAGGAAUCAUCUAGUGAUGAUGAGGAAGUUUACGAAUUUGAUCUCGAAGCCAGAGAUGAUGCUGAAGAUAGUGAAGACUCAGAGGACAUGAACGACGACGAGGAAGACAACGAAGAUGUUGAAAUUAUCGACGAGAAUGAUAUUUAUGUCGACUCUGAUGGAAAUGAGUAUGUACUUGAUAUCGAGGAAGUUGAAGCAGAACCCGAAGUUCACGAUUUAAACGAUGAAAUUGUUGAAUUUUACGAUGCUCAAGGUUCGACAAGUAGCUCCAGCAGUGAAGAAGAAUCAUCUAGCGAAGAAGAAGAUAAUGAAGAUGUGAUUCGUAUCAUCCGCCCAGAUUCUGAGGAUGAUACCGAGUCUGAUUCAUCAAGCUCAUCAAGUUCAUCAAGUUCAUCAAGUUCAUCAAGUUCAUCAAGUUCUUCAGACUCAUCAAGCUCAUCCGACUCAUCAAGUUCAUCAAGUUCUUCAGACUCAUCCGACUCAUCCGACUCAUCCGACUCAUCCGACUCUUCAAGUUCUUCAGACUCAUCAGAUUCGUCUAGCGAGUCAUCAAGUGAAGAGGAUUCCGAUGAGGAAUUGGAGAUCCCAGAGGAACUUGCAGAAGAAAUUGUGCUUGAAGCAAUCAGACAGGAAUUCGAAAAUGGUUUAGCUAGUCAAGAAGAAUCUUCAUCAGAUAGUGACGAAGAUACUGAAUUGGGUUCAGAGCCAGAGUUUAUUGAAGUCGAAAGUGAUGAGGACGAUACAUCAGAUGAAGAAGGUUUGACUAUUUACAAAGAUAAUUCUAUUUGCGGACCAUGCGAAGACUGUGAUUGCGAAGAAGAAGAAGAAGAAGAAGAAGAAGAAGAAGAAGAAGACAGUGAGGGGGAGGACUACUCUGUCAUUGAUUUGACUGAUGAUGUUGCUAAUAGCGAUGAUUUCAAGUUGGAGGAAAUCGAUGGCAGCACAUACAGGUUAACUGUCAGACUUCCCUCUGUUGUUAAAGAAGAGCUCAAGAUUGAAUUUUUGAAACAAGAGAAUGAGUUGGUGAUUAAGGGAAAAUUGAAUUUUAACAGUCUAGCAGACAGCGACGAAGAAGACAGCAGUGAUGACGAAGACGAAGAGGGUGUUGAAACUACAAAGUUGACUCCUGCUGAAUUUAUCGAGUAUUCAUUAUUGGAAGAUGAUGACGAGGACGAAGAAGAGGAUGAAGAUUUUAAUGAAGAUGACGACAUGGAGGAUAUCUCAUCAGACGAAGAAGAAGAAGAAGUAGGUGACGAUGAUGAGGACCUUCUCCGCGCUGAGGCAUCAGAUGAUGACGAAGAAAUCCAAGAAGAUGCUGAAAAGCUCAUUAAAGAGUACAAAGAUCAAGAAUUUUACUUUGAAAAACAUUUUGAAUUUGACAAAUUGAUCAAGUUUAACAAAAUCAAAGCCAGAUUUGUUGACGACGAUGUGUUAGAAUUAACAAUUCCAAAUAAAAACAAGACAAGCGAUGACGAAAACUCAAUAGCCAUUGACAUUGAACCAUUUGUUGAUGACGAAAGUAGCACUACAGAGGAAUAUGUUUAG